Molecule: messenger RNA, 489 nt
Organism: Fonsecaea erecta
Lineage: Eukaryota; Fungi; Ascomycota; Eurotiomycetes; Chaetothyriales; Herpotrichiellaceae
Exons: 2
Coding region: 1-489 (162 amino acids)
Source: RefSeq, a predicted model, not a curated record
AUGCUGGAUAGGCUGUUCCACAAUAACAAGUCGGAAAGCAAAAAACACGGACCUGCUGAAGAAAUCGCAACCAGUCCGGCGGAUCUGACACUACCAGCACCAGCAGCUGCUGCUGCUGCUUCCCCCCGUUCUGCUGCUACUGCUACAGCUUCUACUGUGGACACCAACGGGGAUCGUAUAGAGCCUGCUCCGCCAGAUGCAGCGCAACAAGAUGCUACCGUGACAACACAGCCUCCGCGACGGCGCAGGUCUUCUGUCCUCAACACCCUGCUGCGUCGACGCUCUGCCGCGACUGAUCAGGGCCAUAACGUGAAGGAUGGUGCGGAAGGGGACGCCAACAAGGUCAAUCACAGUCCCAGUCCCAAUCCCAAUCUCGGUCCGCCCGAACAAGAUGUCGUCGUCACGGCGGGAGAGGAGCCCAAGCAUAGGUUCUGGCAUGGCAUUACGGGCACGGGCGAGGGAAAGGAGAAGGCCACUACUACCCAGUGA